CUCUGCACUCAAUCGGCACUCAAUCGGCGCUUGCGGAGAGACUCCCCGCUCCACAUUGCGGCAUUCCCACAACGUGCACAGCAUCGCAUACAUACUUGAAGACUCGGUUCUGCUUCAGCACUUGCGUUGGAGAGAGCAUAAACACAUCCUCACGCUCUGACUAUUGCCCCCGUUCUAUCCAAAAUGAGCAGUUUCGGAAGCAUAUUCCGAGUCACGACCUUCGGGGAGUCCCACUGCAAAGCCGUCGGCGUGAUAGUCGACGGUGUUCCGCCAGGUCUGGCGCUCACGGAGGAGGAUGUUCAGAUUCAGCUCAGUCGGAGACGACCGGGGCAGAGUGACCUGACGACGCCGCGCGAUGAAAAAGACAAAGUCUCCAUCCUCUCCGGCACCGAGAAAGGCUACACCCUCGGCACGCCCAUCGGCAUGAUGGUCGCCAACCAAGACCAACGCCCCUACGACUACGGCGAGAUGGAUUUCUACCCUCGCCCGUCGCACGCCGACUUCACCUACCUGCAAAAAUACGGUCUGAAAGCCAGCAGCGGCGGCGGUCGGUCGUCCGCGCGCGAGACCAUCGGGCGGGUCGCGGCGGCGGGGAUCGCGGAGAAGUUCCUGCGCGUCUCGCAUGGGGUGGAGAUUGUGGCGUUUGUGUCGUCGAUCGGGAACGUGAACAUGGAGCCGAUGACGGGGUAUGGCGCGCCGGAGGAGGAGGCGGGGUGGUUGGCAAAGUGGAGGAGCUGGUGGGGUACGUUGAGGAGUAUCAAGCGGGAGGAUGUAGAUAAGAACGACGUGCGGUGUCCCGAUGCUGCGAUCGCUGAGAGGAUGCGACAGCGCAUCGUCGCCGCCCGUGACACCCACGACUCGAUCGGGGGCAACGUCGUCUGCGUUAUCCGCAACGUCCCCGCGGGCCUCGGCGAGCCGUGUUUCGAUAAACUGGAGGCGAAACUCGCCCAUGCUAUGAUGUCCAUCCCCGCCACGAAAGGCUUUGAGAUUGGGAGCGGGGCGGCGGGGACGGAUAUCCCCGGACACGUGCAUAACGACCCGUUUGUGUUGAGGGAUGGGAAGUUGGGGACCACGACCAACUUCUCGGGAGGUGUGCAGGGCGGAAUAACCAACGGCGAAGACAUCUACUUCAAAGUCGCCUUCAAGCCCCCCGCAACCAUCGGGCAAUCCCAAGCCACCGCGACCUACGACGGCGUGCACGGUAACCUCGCCGCCAAAGGCCGGCACGACCCCUGUGUGCUGCCGCGGGCGGUGCCGAUCGUUGAGGCGAUGGCUGCUUUGGUUGUUAUGGACUCGCUGCUACAGCAACUCAGCCGUGAAUCAGCUCGCGCACUCAUCCCGGCUGAGAUGCAAGCGCAGAUCCCGCCGGUGCUGACGGGGAAGCUGGACCGCGUCACCGUCGCGCAGGUGUUGUGAGAAGACAUCCGAAGAUUUUUCGACGCCCCGCUUCCACUCCCCAUCACUUUGUACCAAUUUGGCGUAUCCAUGGCCCCCGAGCUCUCGCGUAGAUUC
This is a messenger RNA of Fimicolochytrium jonesii, 1512 nucleotides long. Its product is annotated as chorismate synthase. Gene Ontology annotation, biological process: chorismate biosynthetic process; aromatic amino acid biosynthetic process. The transcript has 5 exons. Gene Ontology annotation, molecular function: chorismate synthase activity; FMN binding. Gene Ontology annotation, cellular component: cytosol. The coding region runs from base 184 to 1416 and encodes 410 amino acids. The record is from RefSeq and is a predicted model, not a curated record. NCBI's taxonomy places the organism in Eukaryota, Fungi, Chytridiomycota, Chytridiomycetes, Spizellomycetales, Powellomycetaceae.